This is a messenger RNA of Chinchilla lanigera (long-tailed chinchilla), 1895 nucleotides long. It is a transcript of the gene Timd4, whose product is annotated as T-cell immunoglobulin and mucin domain containing 4. Bases 28 to 1272 code for a protein of 414 amino acids. The transcript is spliced from 9 exons. The record is from RefSeq and is a predicted model, not a curated record. NCBI's taxonomy places the organism in Eukaryota, Metazoa, Chordata, Mammalia, Rodentia, Chinchillidae.
UUGACAGACAGACAGACUCCUGUCAAAAUGUCCAAAGGGGCUGUCGUUCUCUGGCUGGCAGUGGUGCUCGAGUGGCUUUGUCUAGCACCCACCAGGUCAGAGCUCACCCAGACGGCAUUUUUGGGUCAAUCAGUGACGUUGCCUUGUUUGUACUCAUCCUGGUCUCCAAGCAGCAACAGCAUGUGCUGGGGAAGAGGCGAGUGUCCCAAUUCCAAAUGCAACGAGGAGCUUAUCCACACAGAUGGAACUAAAGUGACCUCGCGGAUGUCAGGACGAUAUAGACUUUGGGGGAAUAUCCAGAGGGGCGAUGUCUCCUUGACCAUCUUAAACACCCAGGAAGGGGACAGCGGGGUGUACUGCUGCCGCAUAGAGGUGCCUGGCUGGUUCAAUGAUGUGAAGAGGAACAUUCAACUGGUGCUGAGGAGAGCCCCAACAACUACACGGCAAACAACAACCUCCCACCAAACUACCACCCCUGAUUUGCUGACAACCACAGCUGUGCUGCCAACAGCAGGCAUAACUACAGCAACCUCCAACCCAACCACCAGCCCUCACAUGGCUACAACCGCAGCUGUGCUGCCAACAACGCUUGAGACUACAACAACCUCCCACCCAACCACCACCCCUCACAUGGCUACAACCGCAGCUGUGCUGCCGUCGACCUUCGUGGCUGCACGGGAGCUCACAGCCAGAACCCCACUUCAGACAAAGGCCACCUCUGUCUUCACAACAACAGCAGCCAUGUGCCCCCAGACAAGGCCGAGCUCUGGGCCCGAGAUAGCACCGGAGCCUUCCAUGGAAGGGCCCAUCUCAGGGACAGAAUCAGGAACUUUUCUUCUCUCCAGUGACUCCCUGAGAAGCACCGAGGCGACUUCUGCAGACAGCAGCCUGCUCACUUCUGAAGGAUCCAAAGCCUGGGUUCGCUCAUCAGCACCCCACAUGACAAGGAAGGUGCGGAAAGCGGAGUCUUUGGAGAAAGAGACAGAGACAGAGGCAGUGACAGAGGAGACAGAGACACAGCAGAUCGACACCAACCUGCUGAUAAUCAUUGCUUCUGGCUUGGGACUUACACUCUUGGCAUUGCUCGGGGCGGUUCUCCUACAAGGAAAAGUCAUGAAAGCCAACUGUUUGAAGAAACACAAGAGGCUUGCUGAUCCUCUUUACCAGCCUGCCUCUUCCCUUUGCAGCCUACACAACCUUGGAGAAAGCAAAAGCGUCCUCAGCGACACGUCACGUGAACAGGAGGACGAAGACGGCCUCUUCACACUCUGACUCUCCCCUUUCUCUUGGGGUUGUGGGGGGACUUGGCAUUUGCAGUGUCCAAAUAAGUUUGGGAUGUUUUCAUGUUUUUCUUUAAAGUCUCACCUCUUCCGCUGAUGUCAUGGUCCCAGGUUUCUUUUUGUUUCACACCUCCAAGGUACUUUAGCGACCAUGUCUUCUUUACUCCCUGCUUAGCCAUCUCAAUAUCACCGCUAAGUGCUCUUUCAUAUUAUGCUUGAAUAUGCUCAGUGAUGGUGAGCUCAUAACCACACCAUCUUGUCACCAGUUCAGACUGGAGAGUUUCUCUUGAGACUCAGGCAGCCCAAAGGAGAAACACAGAACUGUAAACUGAGUUGAACCUUUUUCAUUCAGCUGCUUAGCCAGAGUCACCUGAUGAGCUCCUCUUGCGGCCCUCAGCCCCUGUACACUCGUGGCAGUCCUCAUGUUCCUUUCCCAACCAUGCUCCUAGCAGCCCUCCCCUGCAUUUAUACCAAAAUACAAUUUUGUUCUGAAAUCCUGUACCAUUUUUAUUGGUUUUGUUUUGUUUUGUUUAUGUUGUUGGUAUUUUGCUAUUGUUCUUUUUUUAUUAUUCUCUUUAAAAUAAAAAGCAAAGGUGGCCAUGUGCCAGCAACAAG